This is a messenger RNA of Xyrauchen texanus (razorback sucker), 6220 nucleotides long. Its product is annotated as guanine nucleotide-binding protein G(I)/G(S)/G(O) subunit gamma-2. Gene Ontology annotation, molecular function: G-protein beta-subunit binding. The transcript has 4 exons. Gene Ontology annotation, biological process: G protein-coupled receptor signaling pathway. The coding region runs from base 268 to 483 and encodes 71 amino acids. The record is from RefSeq and is a predicted model, not a curated record. Gene Ontology annotation, cellular component: heterotrimeric G-protein complex. Lineage: Eukaryota; Metazoa; Chordata; Actinopteri; Cypriniformes; Catostomidae.
AGUUGCACAUGCACACAGAGAAGAAAACCGGGUGGACAGCAGAAAUUAAACGCUUUGCACACAUCACCAGCACAGCAUGUAAAGCUGAAUCAAAGCCAAAGAAUACAGGUGCCUGGGAGAAAGAGACACCUUAAUAGAAAUGGCCUGACAGUGGAGGCAGAAGAGCCUGAAGACACAGGGGAGGUGAACUCACUUUUAAACAGACCAACGAAGCAAGCAGAAAACAAGAGUCAAAAAUACGUUCAACAGGCCUGAAUCGGCAGCCUCAUGGCCACCAACAACAAUGCUAGUAUUGCUCAGGCUCGCAAACUAGUGGAGCAGCUCAAAAUGGAGGCCAAUAUCGACAGGAUAAAGGUCUCCAAAGCAGCAGCAGAUCUGACAUCAUACUGUGAAGCCCACGCUAAAGAGGACCCCCUGCUGUCCCCUGUACCUGCAUCUGAGAACCCCUUCAGGGAGAAGAAGUUCUUCUGUGCCAUCCUGUAACCAACGCUGCCAGUCAUGGACUCUCCUGCUCCCUCUGGGAUACUCUUAUGGACAUAAAACAUGUUGAUCAUUUACAAGGCCUAUAGAGGUGCAGUAGAAAACACUUAAAUUCUUCUGGCGUUCUAGGAGCCCUGAUUAAGCCACUGACUCCACCCAGUGGCCUUGAGAUCCAAAGCUAAACAUGGUAGCGUGUUGAAAUUCAGGAGGGAGCGCAGUAAAAAACAAAUGACUGUUAUUGUAGCAGAUCAACCAGGAUGUGUUGUGAAAAUAUUAAAGUAUUCAAAGGUUUCUGUGGUUCUCAUGAAUUGUUUUUUAUUUUUAUUGAUUAGUAGUGGGCUGUGAUCGUAAAUCUGAUCACUACCAUGGAUUAUUACAUAUAUUUUGUUAUUUUAUUUUUAAUGAUCUUUUUCUUUCAGAAUGAAUUGAUAUAGGCCUACUAUUUAGGUAGAUUUCUGUAGCCAUGUGUGGGUACAGCAAAAACUGUUGUUGUAUAUAUAUAUAUUUUUUACAUUUAAAUAAUGAUAGUUGAGUGAACUUUUAUAAUUAACUAAUUUACGCUUGGACAAAUAUUCUUAAAACUAAAUACUUAUCAUUUAGAUGCUGAUUACAUUAUUUGACUGUACAGCAAACUUUCUUUGUUUUGUUUUUGGUCUUAAGCAUAGUUUUUACUCUUUGUACAAAAAUGUUAGCAAGUUCCACUGCUGUGCUAUAUGUUUUGAAUAUUUGUGGUGAUAUCAAUAAUAACUGCAUGAAGCCUAACAAAGUGCUCUCUAUUUUCUUUAAGACUGACAGAUUACCACAAAUCAUAUAACAAAUUAAAACAACACUCUUCUACUGAGACCAGAAACUUCAACAAUAGCUGUUAUCCCCUAAUCCUAAUGUCUUCCAUCAAAUCACAGAUCACUCUCUGCAUAGCUUGGUUACUGAACGUCUUGGUUACUGUCGUAACCUCCAUUCCCUGAUGGAGGGAACGAGUCUUUGUGUCGAUAUAGUGUCACUAGGGGUCGCUCUUGAGAGCCCAAAAACUCCUCAUAUCUUAGAGAAAAGGCCAAUGAGAACUGGCAAUUGGAAUUUGCAUGCCACUCCCCUGGACAUACGGAUAUAAAAUGGAGCUGGAAUGCAGAGUUCAUUCAGGUUUUGUGCUGAGGAGCUGAGACAAGGUCCCCUAAAUUCCAGCGGGUAGGACACCCUGUGGCAAGAGGGACACAAGAUCUUGUUCCCUCCAUCAGGGAAUGGAGGUUACGACAGUAACCGAGACAUUCGCCUUCUGUCACUUACUCAGCGUUGUGUCGAUGUAGUGACACUAUGGUUCCCUAUAAGAAAUACCACAAUGGCUGAACUGUGUUACAUGAACUGCCAAUGCAAGUGUAAGUAGGCUACUGCUAGCAUUGGAACAGAUGCACGUGGACUGCACGUAGCCUCCACAGAUGCCCCCCACCCCACCCAAAAAAACAGAUCUAGUAUGGGAGCAGGCCGCACCAGCCACAGCUUUUUCUCUCUAGGUUUUUCUCUCCACAGAGUUUUAGAUUCGGCUGGGGCCUUUUAAUGCUCAUUAAAUGCACUGGGGAAGGUGUCCUUUUCCUUUUCAAUUCUUUCAGGGGGAAAAGACCCCGCGGAGACCACACCCUGCCCCAAAGGGGGGGUAAACAUGUGACAAAUACGUCACAUGGGCUCAAGGCCAAGGGAGACGUUGGUCUAAUGAAAGGAGACUGUGCUGCAGAAGAUACAUCACAGGAGGCUACCGGGGAAACCGACACCUGUGGAGCACUUACAGUAUUCACAUCGCUUCACUUUUCCACAUUUUGUUAUGUUACAGCCUUAUUCCAAAAUUGACUAAAUUAAUAAUUUUGUGAAUACUUAUGUACAUGUGAUUUUUUAAUUUUUACAAAAUUUGCAAAGAUUUAAAAAAACUUCUUUCACGUUGUCAUUAUGGGGUAUUGUUUGUAGAAUUUUGAGGAAAAUAAUGAAUUUUAAUCCAUUUUGGAAUAAGGCUGUAACAUAACAAAAUGUGGAAAAAGUGAAGCGCUGUAAAAAAUUUCCGGAUGCACUGUACCCCAGUACAAGGCACAUUAGCACACAUACAGGGUCUGACUACAAAUUCCUCCUCUGAAUUUGUGAGCCAGAGGGCUAGGAGGAAAGACAUCCAGCGUUCCAGUCGUGAACUCGCAUUGGAGAAAAAGCGCACAAAUUCACCUCCUGGAGGGGAAAGGUGCUAUACGCAAGCGUUACACCCGGCCAGCUUCCCCGCAUUACGAAACUUACCUGUUUGUAACUGAAAGAACACGGGACAAAACCGGCUCAACCCGGAGAUUGUAGAAUCUUGCAAAAGUAUUGUGUGUUACCCAGCCCACUGCUCUGCAGAUGUCUGCUAGAGAGGUGCCAUUGGCCAGUGCCCACAACGAUGCCACACUCCUUGUAUAGUGUGCUUGAACCCGUAAGGGGGUAGGCACGGCCUGAUUCUGGAAGGCCAAUGCAAUGGCGAGUGAGAACAUGAACCAUCCACGAAUUCUUCCUAAACGUGAUCAUAACUCAGACAUGUGAGGCAGCAAUCGUGACUGUCAGAAGUGGAGAGGUAACAACCACACCCAGGAACUGCACAGAGCCGGAAGGGCAUCUUUAAAAAGAUGUGUCUUUAAAAAGAAGUUCACAUCAAUAUGCUUGCUCUAAUAGAGGAGGGGCGUACUGAGUGUGCAAAUGGAGAGAAAGCCGCUGGAAUGCGCUGAAUAACCAACAGCAAAUGCUUCAUGAAGAGGUGAAUGGAACAGCAGUGAAAUUCAGCUCGCUGAUACACAACCACUUGGCUCCGAAGAAAAAAAUAUGAAUGAACUCUGCAUUCCAGCUCCCUUUUAUACCUGUAGGCUAUGUCCGGGGGAGUGGCAUGCAAAUUCCAAUUCCAAUUCUCAUUGGCCUUUUCUCAAAGAUAUGAGGUGUUUGGGGCUCUCAAAAAUGACCUCUAGUGUCACUACAUCGACACAACGUUGAGUGAGUGACAGAAGGGGAACCAUUGAAUCAGUAGUCUUCUUUAUCUCUUUCAGCAAUGUGCUGGGCAUUACUGGCGUGAUCAUAAUCAAAGUCAUGCUCUACAUAUGGGGCUACAUAUGGGAUGGGGCUACUCCAUAAUUUUAUCUCAAAACUAAGUAAUCUUUCCUAGACAUACAUGAUAGGAACUGUGGUCAUAGUAUAGGAUUUAAUCAUACGUUUAAAGUGAGGAACAAAUCGGGAUUAAUAAAGGCAGAAACUGAUGAGACAAUGUGAUUUCACAUGAACUUAAAAGUGUGCUGUGCAAUUUUAUAACUCCAUACUGUGUGUACCUCUUUUUUGUGCUCACACGUCAGUGGUCAUAUUUACAGUAGAUUAUGUAUGCCUUAUUUUCCGCUGUAAUGGAAUAUGUAUUGCCAUUUCUGUGCAUGUCUGUUAGAAAAUCAUAUUUAGUCCUACAGUAUAACAGGGAGUUAGUAUAAACAAUAUGUAUAGCACACAUUUUUGGAGAGAGGAGGAAAGUGAAUAGUCUACAACCCUUAAAAAUAAAUUAAUAUGAAUAAAUAUAUACAGACGGGAGAAAUUACUGCAACAAACUCAUACUUUGGAAUGGAAUAAAAAUCAUCAGACUCUUCUCUGCUAUUGUUAAUGACAUAAAUGAAAAUGUAUGAUUUGACUAAAUUACUCAAAUGCAGCGCAACUGAGCCAGCAAAAGAGAGUAACAGGAAAUAAAUGUGCAUGUCUAUACAGAAAAUUAUACAGUAGGCUUCACUUCAUAGAGCAUGUAAACCUCUUUUUGCAGUUAAGGUUUAACAAGAAUACAGGCCUUAGUUGAACAACAGUAUGCACGUUUUUAUCAGUUGAAUAAGUUUUUUUUAACUUGACACAGCGUCUAAAACUAAAAUGCUAAAAACGCAGUGAAACGUGAUGCAGUUUUCAAAAGACAUCCAUCUCACGAAUGUUUACAAGGAAAACAAUUGAAAAACAGCGCGAGCGGACGAAAGAACGCGUUCAGUUUGAACAGCCUCUUGUUCACAUGGCACAGCACUAGCUGAAUUUUCUCCUUAAGUUACCUCUUAAAAAAGACAGCCUUUUGUUUCAGUUGAUUGUAGUUAAGUUUCCACUGUAUUAGCGCUGUUUGUUCUCUGUAUUCGUAAAUAUUCCAAUACUGUUUUACUGUGUGAGAAACCGCUCCAAAUGAUUCAGUGAGAGAGCGCUCCGAAUGAAUUGUACUGAAUCACGAAUCGAUUCGGACCGUUUGCAAGCCGUUUGACCAAUUCACUGAAAAGAGCCGACUCAAUUAAUCAUUCGAAACUUGAGCAUUGUAAGUUCUUCUAAACAGCCAACAGAAAUACGGGACACAUUUCAUGAUUUAUGAAAUAUUCUGAGAGUAAAUAUUUCUCAGUUGGAGCGCUCAUGGUACACACAGUGCGUACAGCCGUACAGCUGCAAGCACCACUGUCCUCAACAACACAUCAACACCUGGUUUACCUUUAAUCACUUCUGUAGCCCGCCCUGUGGUGAGCAGUGAGAUGGCAAGUAAAGAGAGCAGGUCAGUAAAGAGCAGAGAGUCAAUCAUAACAGUGGGUGUUUACUGUCAAGUCAUAAAUGAGAAGCAGCACUAAACCGAGCGUUUAAAAGAGGGUGGAAAAUGAUCACGUUUUACAAAUAUAUAUCUCUUUUUGUGCAAAAAAUCUUUACUAUAAAUGAACCUUAAGGAACAUUUUAAAAUAAUAAAAAAGGAGGCCAUGACCUCUUUAAAGAAAACUUGAUCAUUGAAUUAAUCUUUUAUUGAUUAUUAAAAUGAAUUACUGAUGACGAGCUGAGGUAGCUGACAAGCUUACAAAUGUGAUGAUUAAAGUAACAACAUGGUUGAAUCAAUCGUGUUUACAACUCAAUGUGUCAAAAACUGUGGGUAUGUUCUUCACAAAAUCACAUAAGAUAACCAAAGAUGCAGAUAUCUUAGUGUCAGGUGAAAAAAUACAAAUUGUCCAAGAAUACAAAUAUUUCAGCAUUUAUUUAGACACCAAAUAAAAUUUUAGAUCACAUGUAAAGCAAACCUGUAAAAAAGUCAAAUUUAAUCUAGCAAAUUUCCGAGUUAUUAGAAACUCAAUGUCUAUUCAAGCGGCCAAAACUUUUUUGCACUCAAUGAUUCUAUCCCAUUUUACCUACUGUUUAACGAGUUGGUCCCAGUCUAACUCGACUACUUUGAAACCACUACAGUCUUUAUACAAACAGUCACUCAAAGUACUUGAUAAGAAACCAAAGCAUUUUCACCACUGCGCCAUUUUAUUAAAAUACAAUAUUUUAAGUUGGGAAAAUCUAAUUAAGUUCACAAAUUGCUGUCAGGUCUACAAAAUCUUACAUGGGAUGCACCGCCACCCCUUGGUGAUUUUGUCAAUCUUAGAACAACCACACACAGAAUCACCAGAGGAGUGUCAAGAGGUGACUGUACUAUCCCACUUAGAAAAAGUGCUUUUAGUCAGUCCACCUUCUCCGUUAGGGCUUCUCUGGAGUGGAACACCAUUCCGGCUUCAAUCAGAGACGUCAAAACAUAUAGCCUUUUUCGAUUACAUCUGAAAUUUUGGCUUAUUAGUAAUCAGACUUGUCAACACUGAAGUUUUACUGUUGACCGUUUGUGUUAGUCGUGAAUCUUUCCUUGUUUAUUAUUUGUAUGACCAUGCCAAUGAUGUUGAAAAUUAUCUUUAUAUGCAUCUAACAAAUGUUUUAACCGGUUGCACUGACAGUGCAUGCUAUU